AUGUCGGGACUCUUUGGAGGCGCCGCGUCCGCAUCGGCGAGCAAUACCGUCGGCGAUCUCAAGUUGGACGUUGCCCUGUCCGACCCUCCCACUGAUGCCGUCUCCGACCUGGCCUUCUCCCCAGCGCCAAACGGCCCCGACUUCCUCGCCGUCUCUAGCUGGGAUAACAAGGUCCGCAUCUACGAGAUUGCCCAGAAUGGCCAGAGCCAAGGCCGCCACGCCUACGAACACAGCCAACCCGUCCUGAAUGUCGACUUUUCCAAGGAUGGAACGAAGAUCGCCUCCGCCGGCGCCGACAAGAACAUCAAGGUCUGCGAUCUCGCCUCGCAGCAGGAUAUCGUCAUCGGCACGCACGAUCAGCCUGUGCGAACCGCCCGCUUCUUCGACAGCGGCAGCGGACCCAUGGUCGUGUCUGGAUCCUGGGACAAGACGGUCAAGUACUGGGAUCUACGACAGCAGGGCCCCGCGGCGACUGUGACGUGCCAGGAGCGAGUCUACACAAUGGAUGUCCGGGACAACCUCUGCGUUGUCGGCACGGCCGACCGCUACAUCAACGUUAUCGACCUCAAGAACCCGACCAAGUUCUACAAGACCCUCCAAAGCCCCCUGAAGUGGCAGACGAGGGUGGUGAGCUGCUUCACCGACUCGGCCGGCUUCGCCAUCGGUAGUAUCGAGGGUCGAUGCGCGAUUCAGUACGUGGAGGAUAAGGAUUCAAACUCCAACUUCUCCUUCAAGUGUCACCGCGACCCUCCCGCCAACAGCGUCACCAACGUCUACGCCGUUAACGACAUCUCCUUCCACCCCGUCCACGGCACCUUCAGCACGGCCGGUUCCGACGGCACAUUCCACUUCUGGGACAAGGACGCUAAGCACCGUCUUAAAGGCUACCCUAACGUGGGUGGUAGCAUCACGUCCACGACCUUUAACAAGAACGGCAGCAUCUUCGCCUACGCCGUCAGCUAUGACUGGAGCAAGGGUUACCAGCACAACACACAGAACUAUCCGAUCAAGGUCAUGCUGCACCCGGUUCAAAACGACGAGUGCAAGCCCCGGCCGUCGAUGAAGAAGAGGUGA
Messenger RNA from Ilyonectria robusta, 1074 nucleotides. RefSeq names its product WD40-repeat-containing domain protein. Gene Ontology annotation, biological process: transcription-dependent tethering of RNA polymerase II gene DNA at nuclear periphery; RNA export from nucleus. The record is from RefSeq and is a predicted model, not a curated record. Gene Ontology annotation, molecular function: RNA binding; ubiquitin binding. The transcript has 3 exons. Lineage: Eukaryota; Fungi; Ascomycota; Sordariomycetes; Hypocreales; Nectriaceae. Gene Ontology annotation, cellular component: nuclear pore. Bases 1 to 1074 code for a protein of 357 amino acids.